Molecule: messenger RNA, 1227 nt
Organism: Emys orbicularis (European pond turtle)
Lineage: Eukaryota; Metazoa; Chordata; Testudines; Emydidae
Gene: RTN4IP1
Product: reticulon 4 interacting protein 1
Exons: 9
Coding region: 1-1227 (408 amino acids)
Cellular component (GO): mitochondrion
Molecular function (GO): oxidoreductase activity; zinc ion binding
Source: RefSeq, a predicted model, not a curated record
AUGUAUUUAAAGAUGCAUCUGCUUAGUAGGAGAGCAUACAGUGGCUUGCUUUUCAGUCAAGGUUCCAUGGCAACUUGCCUUAGAAGAGGCAAAAGUUUAAUCAAGCCCCGUCUAUGUAGAAAUAUCAGCCUCUCCUGUCAGAGAUAUACAGUUAUGGCAUCGUGGAUAAUAGAUAGAUAUGGGCGAAAUGAUGUGCUACGAUUUACAAAUAACAUGACGUUCCCUGUAAUACAUUUUCCAAAUGAAGUCAUUAUUAAAGUCCAUGCUGCAAGUUUAAACCCUAUAGAUGUUAAUAUGAGAAAUGGUUAUGGAGUAGCUGCUUUAAAUAUGAAACGUGAUCCACUGAAAUUGAAAAGCACCGGGAGUGAAUUUCCUCUAACACUUGGUCGAGAUGUAUCUGGUGUAAUUAUGGAAUGUGGGCUAAAUGUGUCCUAUUUCAAACCUGGAGAUGAGGUAUGGGCAGCAAUUCCUCCCUGGAAACAAGGCACUAUAUCAGAGUUUGUUGUAGCUAGUGGAAAUGAGAUCUCUCACAAGCCCAAGUGUCUCAGUCACAUGGAAGCUGCCUCCUUACCAUAUGUCGGUCUAACAGCAUGGUCUGCAGUGAACCAAAUUGGGGGACUGAACCAAGAUAAUUGCAGUGGGAAACGAAUAUUAAUUUUCGGCGCUUCAGGUGGAGUUGGUACCUUUGCUAUCCAGCUAAUGAAAGCUUGGGGUGGUCAUGUGACAGCAGUUUGUUCUCAGGAUGCCAGUACCCUGGUGAAAAAGCUUGGAGCAGAUGAUGUGAUUGAUUACAAAUCUGGAGAUGUAGCAGAGCAACUGAAAAUGUUACCAUUGUUUGAUUUCAUCCUAGAUAAUGUUGGUGGAUCCACUGAAAAAUGGUCUCUAGAUUUCCUCAAGAAAUGGUCAGGAGCCACAUAUGUUACUUUGGUAACACCCUUUCUACUGAAUGUGGACAGGCUUGGAGUAGCUGAUGGCAUGCUACAAACAGGAGUGACGAUUGGAACCAAAGCUGUAAAGCACCUCUGUAAAGGAAUCCAUUAUCGAUGGGCAUUUUUCACACCGAGCGGCCAAUCUUUGGAUGAGAUAGCAAAACUGGUUGAAUCAGGAAAGAUCCAUCCAGUUGUUGAGCAAGUCUUCUCUUUUUCUGAAGUUCCAAAGGCCUUUCUGAAGCUAGAAGGAGGACAUGCACGUGGGAAAACAGUGAUCAAUGUAAUUAAUAAAAAAUAA